Molecule: messenger RNA, 264 nt
Organism: Monoraphidium neglectum
Lineage: Eukaryota; Viridiplantae; Chlorophyta; Chlorophyceae; Sphaeropleales; Selenastraceae
Product: glutathione reductase (NADPH)
Exons: 3
Coding region: 1-264 (87 amino acids)
Biological process (GO): cell redox homeostasis; glutathione metabolic process; cellular response to oxidative stress
Cellular component (GO): mitochondrion; cytosol
Molecular function (GO): glutathione-disulfide reductase (NADPH) activity; flavin adenine dinucleotide binding
Source: RefSeq, a predicted model, not a curated record
AUGAAGGGCACCAUCAGUGGGCGUGAGGAGCGCACCCUCAUGAAGCUGCUGGUCCACGCUGACAGCGACAGGGUGGUCGGCUGCCACAUGGUGGGCCCGGACGCAGCGGAGAUCAUGCAGGGGCUGGCCAUUGCCCUCAAGUGCGGCGCCACCAAGAAGCACUUCGACUCGACGGUCGGCAUCCACCCCAGCGCCGCGGAGGAGUUUGUGACGAUGCGCACCCGCACGCGCCGCCUGGAGGGCAAGGGGGACCUCAAGCUCUGA